Onychostoma macrolepis is the source of this 3636-nucleotide messenger RNA. RefSeq names its product casein kinase 1, alpha 1 (gene csnk1a1). Lineage: Eukaryota; Metazoa; Chordata; Actinopteri; Cypriniformes; Cyprinidae. Gene Ontology annotation, biological process: peptidyl-serine phosphorylation; negative regulation of canonical Wnt signaling pathway; signal transduction. The transcript has 11 exons. Gene Ontology annotation, molecular function: ATP binding; protein serine/threonine kinase activity. The coding region runs from base 541 to 1638 and encodes 365 amino acids. Gene Ontology annotation, cellular component: nucleus; cytoplasm. The record is from RefSeq and is a predicted model, not a curated record.
UUAGCGCGGUCUCGCUCCUCUCUUCAGAUCAGCAGAAUCUGUUCAUCUCGAGACGGACAAGAUGGCGAAGUGAGUGGGUUGCGCUUUGAAAAGAAAGCAGCGACUCACAUAAUUCCUUCAACAUUAAAUCGUCGGUUGCCUUGAUGUACGGUCGAUUAAGCUGGAAAGCGCGUCUUUAAGAAGAAAACUCGCCCCUCAAAGCGAGGUGAUUUGAUGAGAGCGUCGAGGACAUCGACUCCGUGUCCUUUCAGGCUAAGCUGCUAGUCAACUAUUCGGGGAAUUACUGAAGAGAAAAAAACAGCCUCAACCUCAGGGGAAAUAGUCUUGUUUUUUACUUAGAUGCCGAGACGACUAAUCUCCUGUUGAAACCAAUGUCCGUUAUCAUCUCAAUUUCGUCGUUGUGAGUUAAGGACACAGCUAGUGAGGAAGACUCGUUUUUAGGCUAGCUAGCAUUGUUUCUACUGGACUGAAGAAGAGAGAGAGCAGCCUGAAAACCUCACCCGUUCACACAGUUUCAGAGUACUUCUCGGAUUUUAGGACAUGGCCAGCAGCAGUGGCUCUAAAGCCGAGUUCAUAGUCGGUGGGAAAUACAAGCUCGUUCGGAAAAUCGGAUCUGGAUCCUUUGGUGACAUUUAUUUGGCAAUCAACAUCACAAAUGGAGAGGAGGUAGCUGUGAAAUUGGAAUCACAGAAAGCCAGACACCCUCAACUUCUGUAUGAAAGCAAAUUGUACAAAAUUCUCCAGGGAGGAGUCGGAAUCCCACACAUCAGGUGGUAUGGCCAAGAAAAGGACUAUAAUGUUCUAGUGAUGGACCUGCUCGGGCCAAGUCUGGAGGAUCUCUUUAACUUCUGUUCCCGCAGAUUCACAAUGAAAACUGUCCUAAUGCUUGCAGAUCAGAUGAUCAGCAGAAUCGAGUAUGUGCACACAAAAAAUUUCAUCCACAGAGAUAUCAAGCCAGACAACUUUUUAAUGGGUAUUGGCCGUCACUGUAAUAAGUGUUUAGAAUCUCCAGUGGGGAAGAGGAAAAGAAGCUUGGCUGUUAGUUCUUCUCAGGACCCAUCUUUCUCAGGAUUAAACCAGUUGUUCCUCAUCGACUUUGGUCUGGCCAAGAAAUACCGAGACAACAGGACACGACAGCACAUACCGUACAGAGAAGACAAAAAUCUCACAGGCACAGCUCGCUAUGCCAGCAUCAACGCACACUUGGGCAUUGAGCAGAGUCGUCGAGAUGACAUGGAGUCGCUAGGAUAUGUGCUGAUGUACUUCAACAGAACCAGCCUGCCAUGGCAGGGACUGAAGGCUGCCACAAAGAAACAGAAGUAUGAGAAGAUUAGUGAGAAAAAGAUGUCGACCCCUGUCGAGGUCUUGUGUAAGGGGUUCCCAGCAGAGUUUGCCAUGUACCUGAACUACUGUCGUGGGUUGCGGUUUGAAGAGGCACCUGACUACAUGUACCUGCGUCAGCUUUUCCGCAUUCUUUUCAGGACUCUGAACCACCAGUAUGACUACACAUUUGACUGGACCAUGCUGAAGCAGAAAGCAGCACAGCAAGCGGCCUCCUCAGGGGGACAGGGGCAACAGGCACAAACCCCCACAGGCAAGCAAACUGACAAACCCAAGAGUAACAUGAAAGGUUUCUAAGCAUUAAGACAAUGUAAUGAAGCAGAGCAGAGUGGUCGUAGCAGGAUUUGCCUUCCAAUCACACCCCGGCAUCUAGGAUCAAAUUCACCAGAACCUGCCAGGCACUGUGGGCAACCUUUUUCCUGUUAAAGAACUUUUGUUCCAUAUACUAUAUAUGUAAUCGGUAUAUAUAGAUAAGAUGCUCUGCAUAUAUCUAUAUAUUGGUAUGUAUAUACUAUAUCCACACAGAGAGCAGGCUUGGUUUGGAGUUGGAAGCUGUAGCCUUUUCUAUUGUCCUGUCCCUUAAGACUUUUCGCCCCUCCUCCUUUGAAAUGGCAAACUGUAGAAAAUGGGGAUAUAAUUGUGCACAUGCCAAUAUUUUCCCGAGUUUUCUCCUUCAGGAAAUCUGUUUGGGGUCCUUACCUGAAUUCUCGGUUGCCCAUCAGAGCAGUUUUGGCCCCCCUUUCCCUUCUCAUCGUCUUCUCGUCACAAAGCGUGGCACGAACCCAGACACACUUCUGUCAGAAUGGAGACAUCUGAGACACAUUUUCGUCCUUCAAUAUUUUUUUCUUCCUUUUCUCGAGCAAAAUGAAACAUCUGAGAUUUAAAUCUGUUUUUUUUUUUUUUGUUUCAAAUGUAUCCAAAUAAUUAAAAAGGCAAACAUUGGGUUUUGUUUUUCUUUUCUAAAAAGGUAAUUACGAUUCUGCCUGCUGAUAUGUGCUAGAGAGCUUCUAAUGUGAAGAUUAAAAAAAAAAAAAACAUUCUAGUGACUACUAGGUUUCUCUUUAGAACGCUGCAUUAACUAUAUUGUACUUGGUAUUCUGAAGUCUACAAAAUAAAAGAAUAAACUCCACAGAAGCAUAUUCAUUACAAAUUAGGCAUCACUCUGAACUAAACCUGUAUGUUAAUUGCUUAGAUGAAAAUUGUAUGCAUCUGAUAUGGGUUUUUUCUCUUUGGAAAAUGUUCAUGUUGAUUGAGAAAGUAACCAUUCGUACGAUUAAUUGCUAUGAUAGGCUCAAUGUUCUGUUUUUGAGAGAAAAAUGUGCUCACUCCACCCUUCCCGUUUCCAUUUUUAUAUGCAUACCUUUUUUUUUUUUUUUUUUUUUUUUUAAAUCAGAAAAACUAUACUUUUUCAGUUUUAUAGAGUUGUCUUUCCCUGUAUUGAAUUGAUAAUUUUGGGGAAAGGUGUUUUUUUUUUUUUUCUUUGUUCUUUUUGUUUGUUGCUUCUUCCUGUGGUGAAGCAGAUCCUCUUGUAAAAUAUCUCUGGGACUUUCUCUCUGCAACAGUUUCUUCGCUGCUGUUUGGUAGCGGUCUUUUGCUCAUUUCCUCUUUUUUUUUUUUUUUUUUAUUGCAAAGAAACAUGUUGGAGGGCUUCUUUUCUAUAUAGUUUUGGGUCUUGUGAGGCAAGAGCAAAUCAAUUUUUUUUUUUUUUCUCCUCAGCCUUUAGCCACGACAAAUGCACACCAGUAACUUGGCUUUCUUUUCUUUUUGUUUUCCUUGCCUCCAAACUGUCCCUCAGAACCAGCUUUAAGUACUUUACAGCUGGACAUUCUAUAAAAGUGUAAUUUAUUCCCUUUUAGCAUGUCAGAAUAAAUUAAAAUGACUUCUCAGAAAUGCUGUCCCAGUCUCUGUAAUUUUAUGAAAAUGCACAAACUGAUUACUGAUAGAAUUUCCCCCUCCCUUUUCAUUUGUUCAGGUUUCUGUCUCUAGUCUGCACAUUUAUUGUUGAAGUUCCACACAACCAGGCGUCAAACUUGUUUUGUUUUUGAAACUGAAAAUUAAAAUGAAAUGCUUUAAAAAUGAGAAAGCAAAAUGCUUGGUUCUCGGGAAAAAAAAUGUAAAGCUUUGAAUGAAUUUGUCUCAAGUGUUUAAAGGGACAUCUUUAUGGAAAUGAUCUCAAGAUGUUGCUGUAAUCCAGGAAAGCAGUUCUUGUGGGGGUGGUGGGUAGUUCUAGGUGCUCGUGCUGUUUUAAAUUUCUAGGAUUUCUAUCUGUAAAUAUUAAAAUGGCUUCAAAUGGCA